UUGUUUACGUUCUACCACGAAGGAUAUGAGCUGGCUCACGAGUUUGAGCCGUACAAACAGCAGCUCCAGUUCAACCUGCAGAACACCCGAAACAACUUUGUGAGCACCAAACAGGAAGUGGAGAAGCUGAUGAAGAGGAUAAGGUCAGCGGAUCAGGACUAUAAACCCCCGGGCCAGUGGACUAUGGAGGGCUUCCUGUACGUCCAGGAGAAACGUCCGCUGGGAUGCAAUUGGACACGACACUACUGCACGUACGAGAAGGGAAGCAAGACUUUCACCAUGAGCAACACGGAAAACAAGUCUGGAGGGAAACAGGACGGGAAGAAGAAGUUCGAUAAGGAGACGGAGAAAUACUACUCGGCCCUGGAGAAACACCUCAACCUGUCGUCCAAAAAGAAGGAGGGAUAUCUGCUGGAGGCCGACACGCAGAUUGACAAGGAGAGACAACUCUUUUACGACGCCUCCCUUGAGUACGUUUUCAAAAUACAAGAAGUGCAAGAAAAGAAGAAGUUUGAGUUUGUGGAGCCCGAAUGA
This is a messenger RNA of Menidia menidia (Atlantic silverside), 534 nucleotides long. NCBI's taxonomy places the organism in Eukaryota, Metazoa, Chordata, Actinopteri, Atheriniformes, Atherinopsidae. The record is from the annotation of a GenBank genome assembly.